Molecule: messenger RNA, 2750 nt
Organism: Aphidius gifuensis
Lineage: Eukaryota; Metazoa; Arthropoda; Insecta; Hymenoptera; Braconidae
Product: actin, clone 205-like
Exons: 2
Coding region: 1032-2162 (376 amino acids)
Biological process (GO): mitotic cytokinesis
Source: RefSeq, a predicted model, not a curated record
AUUUUUUUUUUUUUUUUUUUUCAAUUGUAAAUUUGGCGCACAUUAUUUUAUUUAUUUAUUUUUGUCUGUACACACUGUGACUAUUAUUGACAUUAUUACAUGUCAUAAUAUUUUUUUCGAAAAAAAUUAAUUCUGUAGAAAAAAAGCGAUAAUUAUUAUUAACAAAAAUAUUCAUGAUUAUUUAGAUGAAAAAAAUUGAUUAGUGAAUAUUGUUUUUAUUAUAAAAAAAAAAUAUGAAUAAUUGAAUAAUGUUUUUUCUCAAUAAAUAAAUAGCAAUUUGACACAUUUUAAAUAAAAAUAGUAAAAAAAAUAAAAUAAUGAAAUAUAUAUAUAGGUAUAUUAUUAUAAUUAAAAUAAAUAGGAUGAAUUAAUAAUGAUGAUGAUGAUGAUUUGGCAAAUGAUAAAUGUAAUGUGUAAAUUGUACACAGUAUAAUAAAAAAAAAAUUAUGUUUAAAAACAACAUUCUUACUUGGUUGAUGAUUCGUUGAUAAACAAACUAAAAUAUUCACGAAUCCAAAAAUAGUGUGACAAGUUCGGAGCACUACGUACUCCUCUCUCUCCCACUACUCUUCAUAUCAUCUCAAUAAUUCUUACCAAAUAUGUAGAGCCAAAAGCUCCAAAAGCUUUUUUUUUUUUUUUUCAUUUAUUAUUAUUAAUUAUUAUUGAUGUUUAGGAGUAAAAAAAAUUUCUAUAAUUAAUUUCAAAUGAAAAAUACUGGUUGAUACUUGUUGAUGAAAAAAAAAAAUAAAAUGAAUUCAACAACAAUGUGUUUGUAAAAGCUAAAGAAUGUUGUAGCAGUAUAGAUAUGUGCAUUAAUAUUUUUGAGCUUUUCCGUUGAGCGUGGGUGGAAAAAAAAAUGUGGGUGGACCCAUUGGUCACCCCUGGAGACUCUGGCGUGCCCAUCUUCGGUAGCAGGCGUGUGAGAGCGCGGACGUUAUAUCUGCUCGUUGAUUCCUCCAGAGCUCAGCUGCAUCUCAGACGUGCGUCAAUUCACAACUCGCCCUUUCACGAAAUAAUAAAUAAGCAUCAAAAUGUGUGACGACGAAGUAGCUGCUUUAGUUGUAGACAAUGGAUCCGGUAUGUGCAAAGCCGGUUUCGCUGGAGAUGACGCACCACGUGCUGUCUUCCCAAGCAUUGUUGGACGUCCCCGUCAUCAGGGAGUCAUGGUUGGUAUGGGACAAAAAGACUCAUACGUCGGUGACGAAGCCCAAAGCAAAAGAGGUAUCCUCACAUUGAAAUACCCAAUUGAACAUGGUAUCAUCACCAACUGGGAUGAUAUGGAAAAAAUCUGGCAUCACACUUUCUACAAUGAACUCAGAGUUGCACCAGAAGAGCACCCAGUACUUCUCACUGAAGCACCACUCAAUCCAAAAGCCAACAGAGAAAAGAUGACCCAAAUUAUGUUUGAAACAUUCAACAGCCCAGCCAUGUAUGUUGCCAUCCAAGCUGUUCUUUCAUUGUACGCUUCAGGUCGUACCACUGGUAUUGUUUUGGACUCUGGUGAUGGUGUCUCACACACUGUACCAAUCUACGAAGGUUAUGCUCUUCCCCAUGCCAUCCUCCGUUUGGAUUUGGCUGGUCGUGAUUUGACCGAUUACCUCAUGAAGAUUCUCACCGAAAGAGGUUACUCAUUCACCACAACAGCUGAAAGAGAAAUUGUACGUGAUAUCAAAGAGAAACUUUGCUAUGUUGCCCUGGACUUUGAACAAGAAAUGGCCACAGCUGCAGCAAGUACCUCACUCGAAAAGAGCUACGAGCUUCCCGACGGUCAAGUCAUCACCAUUGGUAACGAAAGAUUCCGUUGUCCAGAAGCCCUCUUCCAACCAUCAUUCUUGGGUAUGGAAUCAUGUGGAAUCCACGAGACCGUCUACAACUCAAUCAUGAAAUGUGAUGUCGAUAUCCGUAAGGACUUGUAUGCCAACAAUGUCUUGUCUGGUGGUACCACAAUGUACCCAGGUAUUGCUGAUCGUAUGCAAAAAGAAAUUACAGCUCUUGCUCCAUCAACAAUCAAGAUCAAGAUCAUCGCACCACCUGAAAGAAAAUACUCCGUCUGGAUUGGUGGUUCCAUCCUUGCUUCAUUGUCCACCUUCCAACAGAUGUGGAUCUCAAAACAAGAGUAUGACGAAUCCGGUCCAGGAAUCGUCCACCGCAAGUGCUUCUAAGUUAUCUAAUUUAUUAGAAAAAUUAGAAGGUCCAAGAAAGAUAAUAAUAUCAAUUGUCUUUCUUAGCUACCUUCAAGGAAUCAUUUUCAUAUAUUCAUCAUUAAAAUAUCAUUCAUAUAUAAAUCAUCUCUAUCAUUCAGCGCGCUACAAGCGUGCCUCAACGACCUUGUGUUCAAGAUGCAAUUUUGAGGACGGCGACAACAACAAACAACAAACACAUCUGCUCUACAUUGCAGCGUGUUACUUAAUUAAUGAUUUUUGACUCAACAAAAUAUCUUUGGAUUUUCUUGAAACUAAUAAAUUAAAUAAUUAUAAAAUAUAUAUUACAUAAUAACACUCAAAUGACACCCAGGAGACUGAACCUGAUAUUUAUAUAUAUAUAUAUUUCGUAAAAAUAAAAAACAUAAACGAAACGGCCUGCCUGAGUCUUUGGAUGAAUAAAAAACCCUCGACAUUCCUCUGGUUAAUGUUCGAGUCAAUAUCAUUAUUUGGUAAAACACGACGCUUUUAAUUUCUGUAAAGUACGAGUUGAUCUCUCACGUCUGUUGUUUAUCACAAAAAAUUAUAAUCGAAAAAAAAAAAGAAAAA